AUGAUCCAGAAGGAGGAAGGAUAUCUUUGGCCCCACAACGAGACCGCCGCGCAGAUGCUGAACAAGGUGCGCGCUUUCACGGGGUGGCCCGGCAAUACCCUGCCCAUCGCGCUCAGCGGCUCGAGCGCGCCGCUGCAGGGGACGCGCGUGCUCGUGUCCGACGCCGAGGUCUUGCCAGCCGCCGAGCUCCCCGCGGGCCCCGCGGACGAGGAGCGGCCCGGCAACCGGCUCGUUUGGGUGCCCGCGAGGGACGGCCGCGAGGCCGCCAUCGCGGUGCGCCCGGCCUGCGACCCGGACCACGCGCUGCUGGUGCGUUCCCUGCAGAUCCCGGGCAAGAAGCAGGUCAGGGGGGGGCGGGCAGGCCCAGGGCAGUCGAGGCGCCAGCGGGGCCGGGACGGAGGAGACCAUGGGACCCGGUGGUUCUCGGGUCAUCGUUCGGGCCUCCAGCGACCGUUCGGGACGAUCCGGCCCCCCCCCCCAGAACGCCUCCGACGAGGCGCGAUCGCUGAGAAGCAUCCCACAGCUUCAAAACCUCCAGGAGCCGACGAUCGGCUUCACCCAAACAUAGUAAUACUAUAUCAUAUGUGCGUCGCCCCCACAGGGGCGGCGCGCGCUGAAACAUCUUAUGGUAUAUGCUCGGUGGCAGGCAAUAUCUGGCCAUACCGCCGGGGUAACGAUGUACUAUAA
Messenger RNA from Prorocentrum cordatum, 687 nucleotides. The record is from the annotation of a GenBank genome assembly. NCBI's taxonomy places the organism in Eukaryota, Dinophyceae, Prorocentrales, Prorocentraceae.